Molecule: messenger RNA, 5797 nt
Organism: Anthonomus grandis grandis
Lineage: Eukaryota; Metazoa; Arthropoda; Insecta; Coleoptera; Curculionidae
Gene: Ras64B
Product: ras-like protein 2
Exons: 4
Coding region: 134-733 (199 amino acids)
Biological process (GO): signal transduction
Cellular component (GO): plasma membrane
Molecular function (GO): GDP binding; GTP binding; GTPase activity
Source: RefSeq, a predicted model, not a curated record
UUGAGUAAUGGGAGAUGGAAUGUUUAUGGGGCGAGUGUGUGUUGUGCAUUAAGUUUUAGUUUUUAUAUUUUUUCGCCUUUUAUAGUAAUCAUAAACUAAAAUUCCCAAUAAAAGACACUAAUACUAAAUAAAAAUGGCUAAAGUAAACGAUAGACCGCCGAAUCAUUCAACGUACAAACUGGUAAUAGUGGGUGGAGGUGGUGUUGGAAAAUCCGCGAUAACUUUACAAUUUAUACAGAGCUAUUUUGUAACGGACUACGACCCCACAAUAGAAGACUCCUAUACCAAGCAAUGUGUUAUAGAUGAUAUACCUGCAAAACUCGAUAUCUUGGAUACAGCAGGCCAAGAAGAAUUUAGUGCAAUGAGAGAACAAUACAUGAGAUCAGGCGAAGGGUUCUUACUAGUAUUUUCUGUGACUGAAAGGUCAAGCUUUGAAGAAGUUUUCAAGUUUCAUAAGCAAAUUUUACGAGUUAAGGACCGUGACGAAUUUCCUAUGCUUAUAAUAGGAAACAAGGUAGAUCUGGAGCAUCAAAGAGUGGUGUGGCAAGAAGAGGCGCAGGAAAUGGCCCGCACUCUAAAAAUCCCUUAUAUAGAAUGUAGUGCCAAAAUGCGCAUGAACGUAGAUAAUGCCUUUUACGAGCUGGUUAGAGUGGUAAGGAAGUUUCAACAAUCGGAACGACCGCUACUUAAAACCAACUAUAAACGAGAUAAAAAGAAGUGCUGUAUUUUAUAAUUUGGAAUUGUUUUGGGGGAGGGGGGGACACGGUACAUCACUAUAGGCUAAUAUUAUUAUGUUAUCGAUGCAGCUGCAAUACGGAUCACAAAAAAAGGUUUGGUUGACAUAUCUAUAUAAGAUGUCAUAUCACCUUUGUAAAUUUUGAAUUUAUUGAUGUUUAACUGGUAGUUUGAGGUAAUUUUAAGGAUAAAAUGUAUAUUUCUACAAUGUUGUGAUACCAUCAAAUGAAUUUUUUAUUAUUGAGGUUGUGAUGUGGCUUCUGUGAGAAUGUUUAAGGUCACUGAAUUGAAUGAAACUAAGCUACAUUUACAUAUGUGUUCAUUAUUCCAAAUAUUACAGAAAAUUUUUAAAUUAUAUAAAGUUAAAUAUCAAUCAUAUACAAUAUUGAAUUGGAAAUCCUUUAUUAUUAGCAAUUCUAUAGGGCAUCCAAUAUAUUGAAAUCAAUUGUUUUAAACUACCAUCACAUAUAUUCUGCAAAUGUAUAACAUUCGAUCCAGGCUUUUCAGCUAUUAAUAGAGUUUUUCUUAUUAAUUUAUAAGAAAACCUAAAACCCAAUAGCAGACAAAAUGAUCCCUGUAAGUUCAAAAUAUUAUUAUAAAGCUUAUGUUUAUAUUCCAAAAGCAUACAAAAAUUAUUUUAGAUUUAUCAGCUAUUGUACUCCCAGUAUAAUAUAUUUAAUUAGUAUUUUAAAUUUACAUAUUACUUGUUUUUAAUAAUAUUACAUAAGUCUACGGAAGGAACUUUUUACCCAACCUGGUGGGGCAAAAAAAAAGAAACAAAACAUAUAUACUCUUAUUACUCCAACCUUCCUCGAACUAUCUAUCUAUAAUCUACCUUGACGUUUGAAUGCAAUACUCGCAGAUGUAAGCGUCGCAAUCAUUGUCAUCUAUUCCCGCACAAGCGUCGUGUGCCCAAUGUAUGCAAAAAUCACACUGUACCAACAGAUUUUCGCUUGACAGUUCGUGAUUUGAGUGACUUGGGAAAAGGGCAAAUGUCCUUAGGAAAAUCAGAAAAGGAGGGAAAAGAUUCAGAGAUGACACCAGUGUCAAUAUCUCAAUAAAAAACAUCUGAAGAGGAGAUAAGAUUGUUGUCUGAACUGGUUCCUGGUAGGACUACAGGCUUUCAUAUGACUCUCGAAAUUUGAAAUACAACAGCUUCCUGGAUGAUUAGUCACCCAUUUUUCUAAUGCCUGAUCAUGGUAAGGGCUAAGGGGAUACAUAAAGGUUAGAUCCCAGGGCAGUUGUACAAAAUUACUUUGAACCUUAUUAAUGACGUCCAAGUUUUUGGUAUGGGAAAGAUGAUCAUUAAGAAUUCACAUCUUCUGGUGAUGGUUUAACAAAAGAUUUUCAAUCCGAUUUUUCCAUCCGGAAUUAUUGCAUUUAAAUGUUGUCCCUGGUGAUGCCCGUCCUUAAGCUCGUACCUUCGUUCUCUUUCUGGAAAAAAUUAGCACGUGUGAAACAAAUAAGCCUCCUGUCGACGUACAAAUUACUGCAGUAGUAGACACAUCCCGUUCGAUGAGAAUGCCAUUCGCAGCUGCAAGUUGGUAAGCAAGAUGUCGAGGCCAUCUUUGGUGGUAAGCCAAUAUAUUCGACCCUCCAUAAAAAAAAUAUAGCUCUUUGUAAACAUCUGAGAUUAAAGUAAAAGAGAGGUGUUACAGAAACACUUGUUUGAUUUUUCAUUGGUAUCUUUUAAUUUGUGUAUAUCACGUACAAAUAACCAUUUUUUAAAAAUCAAAUUAAGAAGAAAAUGAAAAAUAGGUAAUAUAGCGAAACUUUCCUAACUCGUCAAGGCUGAGAAAAGUCGAACUGUUGAAUAACAAAAAAGUAUGAAUUUUUACAUAAUAAAGAAAGUGUAUACUGGUAUCUUCCUAACUUCAGCAAAUUUGUCAAAUAUUGUAAGUAUAGCAGCAAAUGCUUUAGUGUCAUUUUAAUCUUUGUCCUCACCUAAAUCUAAAAAAAUCAUUUAUCUUUUUAUUUUAAUUUUGUAAGUGGCUUUUAACUAACGUAGAGGAACCGAAGACAAAACGGCAACUUUAACAGAAACUAAAGCUUUUUGAAAGAACCUGGUAAAAACUUACUUAAGAUUGACAAAAAUACAAAAGGAAAAAAACAAAUAACAAAAUGGAGGCCUAGAUCUAUACUCUCCAAAACAGAAAACAGUUGUAACCAGUUGUCCCCUUUCUGUUGAAGUAUAGGCCAACUUGUUUCUAUUCCUUUUUGCCUUUAAUUUUCGGCAAACUUUUAAGAACAGUGGUUACACGUGUUUUAUCCACAUCUUCAGGACUCUUUCGGGUGUAAGCUGCUAUUUAUCUAUAAGUUCCAUUAGCAGAGUAAACAGCUGCUUUAGUGCCGUUGGAUUGAAACUACUUGCCCUGGCUGCCUCUGGUUUCCGUCGACUUAAAUCAGGAUUUCUAAUCUACCAGCCAUUUUAGUUACAUCAGGAAUAUUAUGAGAAAUUUUAUUUGCUUUAACAAGAUUGUAAGAACCGUCUUUGAUUGUAACCAAAAAAGCGUAAUUCCAUUUUUUUUAACGUAAUAGGUAAGUUCGCUUCUUGCUCCUUAGUAAAUGUAGUUUCGAUUCUACCCAUUUUCUUUACAGUCGUGCUUUCAAGGUUCUGAUAUACACGUCGACUCUGUGCUUUAAGGUAGUAUUUCUUUAAACUGUCUGAUGCCCCAUGAGAUUAUAUACGACUUUAACAGAAUUUAUCAUUGAUUCUCUGAACUAGCUCGUAUAGUCGGUAAUCAUAUAAAAAACAAAAUUAUAUAAGUAGUGCCCUGAAAAAUUAAUUGUAAAAGGAUUCUUUUUCAAUGGUUAAGAUCAGUAGAGUUUUUCCUCUUUGCGUUUAGUCUGCAAAAUGUACACGAGCUUAAUUUGAAAAUCAGAAAAUGUAUGAAACGUUUUAUAAAAAAAAUAGGCGGAUCGCGCUUUUUAACUCAAUAAUAGUAAAGUUAUAACAAAUGUUACACUUUUGUACCUACAUUAAAUGCGGUAAUAUUCUUGUGGCAACCUCAAAGUUGUAGGGAAAAGUGGGGAAUUGUGAAACAGUCUUCAAUUGUGCACAAUAUCUCUAUUGAAAAAAGAAUUCGGAAGUUCCUAAAACUUUGAAGAUUACUAUGUGAAUAAAGUAUAAAAAGAAUAUAAAAUAUCUGGCGUUUACCGAUUCAUGAAAUAUUUUUUUCUUGAGAGUCUCGUGACUCGAGAAAUGUUUUGGGAUUUCGGAAAAUGCAAAUUUUUUUAAUGAAAAUAUUAUUAAAAAAUAAAAAAAAAUCUUUUACAGCUUAAUGUAAACAAACUGAUUGAUACAGGUAAAAUGUAAGCAGACUGCUGGAUACAAAGUAUUUGAUAUGAACGGCUGCAUUCAAUGCAUUUCGGUGGUAGUCCUUGCUUCUGAGACUGGCCUUUUUUCAACUCUCCCAGUUACGUUAAAAUGGCCGAUUUUAUUGGUCUGCGACCAAUGAUUGAACUUUUUCGCUCGCUCCUUUAUUUUCAGCGGACAACUCGUAUUGGUCGUCUGCUUCUUCAUGGCCAUCGUCAACUCGGUUUGAUUUUCGCCGCUGAGUUGAGAUGCAACGAAGUCUACAUGAGUGAAAGCAUUUAUUAAAGGGAAAGAUACCAGAUGCGUUGAAAUCCGUCUUGAGCCAUGUUCCUCAGCGUAACUGCAACCUUCAAACAAUUUUCGAGGAUCAGUAGAACAGGACCUUGAUGUAGGUCGAGAAUAACAUUUAUAUUGGCUCGUUUCCAAUCAUCUUGCUGCUCGGGAUACAUUAUUUUUAAUGAACCAAAAACGGUAAAGUCCAGUUGUAUCCUAUGCCUGCAAUGGGGCACAAAUGACAACAUUGUAAUAUCGUUUACAAUUGCGAUAUCAUUGACGUCAAUCGACAGAUGCCAUAUGUAGAAGUAGAAGCGUUGAUGAACCAGCAUGUGUACCUUAAUAUUUGAAGAAGUGUUCCAUGUACUGUACAAUCUAUGAAAUACGAGAUGAUCUUCCGUCAACUUUCCAUCUAAAAUGAAUUGUGUGUACGAAUGGCGAACCAACAAUUCCUUAUUUUGCCUUAAGCAUCGAAUGGCAACCACUUGCUUUCCGAUUAAAAGAGAUUCCUCCGCCCUUAAUGAGGAAUGGGCAUUUUUAUUUCCUAAUUUUACCGACUUAUAAUUUUAGAAAGGCAGUAUUUAUUAUGCAAGUAAACGAUUUUAAUUACGGUAGUUUCCGGUUUUGCACAAUAAAGCCAGACCGUUUAACAGUACUUUGAAUAUACAAUAUUUUGCUUGAAAUUCCAAUCGCUCCAUGAUAUAAAAUUACUAAUUAAAUAAGUACACUUAAUUUAAAACAACCUAAAAUCAAGACAAAUUUAUUUAACUAGACUCUAACCUUUUAUAAAUACUUUUAACUGAAUAGGAUUGUGGUGCCAAACCUCCUCCGUAAAAUGUUUUAUAAUGAUUCAGUGGCCUUAAUUUAAAUCUUACACGUACUGUUAUGACCCAUGAAAAAAAAACCUUAUGAUGUCAACUAUAGAGUGAGUAAAUUAUAAGAACACCUUUGAGGUUAUUUUUAUAAUGACUAUAUUUUUCUAGUAUAAUUUUUAUGUUCUGUAAAUAGAGCAUAUAAAAGAGGGACUCCUUAUGAUUGAAAAUUGCAUUUUAUUGUUGGUUAUGUAUGCUGCAUCCUGAGUACAAAAACAAGGUGCACUGCCAGUUUAAUUUCAUUUCUUUACUAAUGACUUAUUAAUUAUACUAAUUGACACUAAUGCAAUUUGUCAACACUGCUGAAAGCUUUAAUGUUGAGGCGCUUUAAUGUGAUUUUUAAUUAAAUUUAAUGCGACACAUUGUUUUUGAAAAUUGUUUGUUGUUAAUGUAAUGUGAUUUUUUAUGGAAUUUGUUGUGGCAUAUUUUUUAAAAAAUUAACUUUUUUUUGCUCAUACAAUAAAUCAGAAAACAUCUGGUGCUAUUUUUAUGUAGGCGUUAUUACAUUUUAUUUAUAUACAUUGUACAUUAUGUUCAACAUUAAAUGUUUUAUAUUAUUGUAAUAUUAUCUAAGAUAAUAAAUGUUUAAUGGUAAAUAACA